Molecule: messenger RNA, 6490 nt
Organism: Haliotis rufescens (red abalone)
Lineage: Eukaryota; Metazoa; Mollusca; Gastropoda; Lepetellida; Haliotidae
Product: antiviral innate immune response receptor RIG-I-like
Exons: 16
Coding region: 134-3277 (1047 amino acids)
Cellular component (GO): cytoplasm
Molecular function (GO): DNA binding; ATP binding; hydrolase activity
Source: RefSeq, a predicted model, not a curated record
CAGUUGACGUGGACCUAUAUUGAGAGAAGACGGCCACAGAUACCCAUGACAGCUACUGGAGUGCUUGUAUCCGUAAUGGAGGGUCCUAUACUGAUCAUGUUGUCAGAAGAUUAGGGGGUGAUUCUGUUGUGGAAUGGCGGAAGGAAGCGUGGAUCCGUUGCAUGGCAACAGUGCUGUCGACAUCAAGUUCAUGGUAGAGAAUGUUUAUCGUGAUGCCAUCAUUCGGCAGGUUCGAUGUGGAUCUUUCAUUGCACACAUGUGUUUCCCUCAGAGCAAGACAGAGAACAUCAGAGCGAUUUUAUCCAAAGAAAACCACCAUCAACAAAUGAAAGCCACAGAACUCUUUCUGGACUACCUCAAAGAUGGCAAAGAACCAAAGGACUAUCUUCUCUUCGUCCAGCUGCUGGAGGAAAAUGAGUAUGACUCCAUAGCCAAAGUGCUUAGAGGAGAGAGUACUCUUGAUGGAGAAACUCACAAGGAGCAGCUUAGACUUAUCAAGUUCUUCUCCGAGGACAUCAGUAAAGAGAUAGAUUUCAACGUAAUGUUUCCAAAACUCUUGGAGGAUGAUUGGUUGGACGACGAAGACAGUCAAUUGCUCCAAAGCUUGGCUAAAAACACUGGGAGGAUCCCUGCUGCCAGGUGGCUGGUCCUGGUGGUUCUGCCUCGCCGGAAGGAGAACUGGUUCAAGCUGUUCCUCCAGCUGCUAGCGGACCACGGGUACCAGGAGCUGGUUGACUGGAUCCAUGGAGACUCAACUGAAGAAAGUCAAAAUGAGGUCUACAACAGCGAUAUGUCUGUAGACGAAGUUGAUGGCACAGUUAGAAUGAAUGUAGUCACUGCUUCUGGCGAUGGAUACAGUGACAGUGGAGUUAAUGACCCGGCCCCAGAAAAUAACCUCAGCAUCCCUGGAUCAGGCGGGAAAUUGAACAUUAACGUAUAUGACAAGUCGAAAAGUGCUUACAGUGAUCCCGAGAGCGUCAACAAGUGGAGGGAGACUUCAAUGAAAACUCAGCCAGAUCGGCAUGAUAUCCGUGACGACGUGAGCACAGGGACUGGUUCAAGCUGCGAAGACAAUACACUUUUGGAGUUCGAUAUAGAUGAAUUAAGUAUGACUCCCGAAAUGUUGGCUGCACGCGACAAGAUUCAGAGCCUUGAGAACAGACCCUACCAGGAUGAGUUGGUGAGGGCAGCUGCCGGCGGGGACAGCGUUAUCAUCGUAGCACCCACUGGCUGCGGCAAGACGGUGGUGGCCUUGAGAAUAAUGCAGGAACAUCUAACUAAAAUGAAAGGAAAAGGGUUGCCCAGCAAAAUUGCAUUUUUCGCCAAUGAGGUGACCUUAGUAGACCAGCAGCAUGAGUUAUGCCAAGGUCAUCUUGAUUCCCGGUACAAAACUACGAAGAUUGUUGGAGAAACAAAAUACACGAGUGCGGUCACCACCAAGGAGCUGUUAGCGCAAAGUGACCUGCUUGUUAUGACGCCGCAGAUCAUCGUUGAUGCCCUGGAGAACAAGACCCUGGAAUCUCUCUGUGUCUUCAGCCUCAUCAUCUUCGACGAGUGUCAUCACAUCCGUGAGAAACACCCAACAAACAAAAUAAUGAUUCAUUACAUGGGAAUGAAACAGUCCUCUGACACAAAUAUGAAGCUACCACAGGUCGUGGGCCUCACAGCAUCGGUCGGGGUGGGGAAGAUGAAGGAGGGUGAUGGAGCUAAAGGUGCUCUGGCACACAUCAUACAUCUGUGUGCAAACAUGGAUGCCAAGGGAGGGAUCGUUACUGUUCGAGAACACACAGAAAGCCUUGCAGAGUAUGCGAAUCAUGUGGAGAGUGCGAUUGAAAUGGCAAAGGAAAGGACAUCUGACCAAUUUAAAGACUGCAUAGUUGCGAAAAUCAUGGGACCCAUUGAGGAAAGAAUUAUAGAAGAACACGGCAAAUCGACUGAUAAACUGAAUCACAUCAAGAACAUAGCCAAGGAGGUAAUCCCGUGCCUGGCGAAGGGAACAUGCUGGUACACACAGUGGCUCGGCAAGCUGUACAGUGACAAGUUCCUCAGGAUAAAGGAUCCGACGCUUAGAAGGUUCUUCUUGACGUGUGUAAAACACCUCAGUGUCUAUAACAAAGCACUGACCCUCAACGUGGAUUGCCGUGCACACGAUGCCAUGAACUAUGUUGUGACUCAAAUGAGCACCAUAUAUCCUGCGAGGCAGUUUAGAACAUCCACUGACGAUUGGCUCUUCUCGCUGUAUACUGAUAACCGUGAGAAGCUAAAAGCCGAAUCUGCACCUGAUAGUAACGUGAACCCUAAGCUGAUAGUGCUUAGAUCCCUUAUGGUGGAUCAGAUCAAGAAGAAGAAGGACUCUAGAAUCCUUGUCCUUGUGAAAACACGUGACCUAGCACGAGCACUAGUGCAAUGGAUGUCGGAAGAUCCUGGAAUGAGAAAGUUGUCUCCCGUUGUUGUCACUGGAUGUGGAGCCACAACGGACCAAGGAGGCAUGACACGCAAUCAGCAGUUGGAGGCUGUGAGGAAUUUCAAGUGGGGCACGAGUCGUAUUGCAGUAGCUACAUCAGUGGCAGAGGAGGGGAUGGAUGUUGCGAAGUGUAGCAGGGUCAUCAGAUACGAGUAUGUGUCAAACGAGAUAGGAAUGAUACAGGCAAGAGGAAGAGCAUCACGUGUUCCAGAUGGAACAUACGUCACACUCACCAGCAAAGACGACGUUGCAAAGAAGGAACAGAGCAACAUGCGUCUGGAAUCGGUCAUGAAUGAAGCAGUGAAUAUUCUACAGAAACAAAUUCAGGAAGAUCCGGUAGCAUUUGGUGAACAAAUUGAAAUGUUCCAGAAAGAGGACAAGGUGUCCAGGGAAACAGAAAGAACCAAAGAAGCACAGCAGCCUUUCACUGACGAGGUAUAUAGCCUUCAUUGUUAUAAUUGCGAUGUAUUUGCCUUCUUGUCAAGCGAUAUCAGAGUGGUUGCAAAUUCCCAUCGCCUUGUUAUAACUCCAAAUGUCUUGAACAUAGUUGACGAACAGACACCUGAAAGUAAGGAUGCAUUUGAUCAUAUGCAGAAAGUUAGUGCUGUUCAUUGUAAACGAUGUCAAGCUAGAUGGGGCAGCGGUGUGAUGUACAAGGAGGCCAGGUUUGUGUGCAUAUCGAUCAUCAACUUCCUGACGUACAAUUCCAGCAAAAGAUCCUAUCGCUUUAAUAAGUGGAGAAAAGUCCAUUUCCAGUGUCCCGACUUAACGGAUGAGGAUGUUACUCAAUACAAAACCCAGAUGGUAGGUUAAUUUGGAAGGGUGAUGCAGGAUGAAUUUGUUAUUUCAUCAUGACAGUGUAUUUCAUAAUUGAAAGUAACUUUCUUGUAAAAUAUGUUGACUUUAUUUUCAACUUCCUGCCGCAAAAGACCUGGGUACUAGCCAAAAGCUAUGUCAGAUACAUUUUUUUGUUCCAUUUAAAAGGGCAGAAUUUGCAUAACAUUAUUUCCAAAUAUGCGAUGAACUCGGAACCCGGGGGAUCAUGUGUAGAAAUAUCCGUUAUUCAGGAGUAGUAUAGUACCAAAGUGAUAAUAACUCUUAUUGGACCCAAUCUUUAUUCCAUUUAACACUGUAAUGACAAGUUAAAAUGUGUAUAUCAUUGACAAUAGAGUAUGUGAUGACAAUUGACUAUUAGUUGUGUCAGUGGUAUUUAUUAUUAUGGGUUAAUUACAUCUAACCACUGUUCUAUGUUUUUUACAGUUUUGUUACAUCAUAUGAUUUUAAAGAAUAGUUAAGCUAUUUGUAAAGUGUAUACGUAGACGUUUCCAGGCAAACUUUAUCAUGUGUACUUCAUUCCAAUGUCUUAAUGAGUGGUUAUUUACAUUUUGUUUGCACUUUAUGUAAUGUAAGUGCUAUUCGGUUGGAAGGAGUGCUUUUAAGUGAUGAUUUCGUGGACUAGACAUACAUUGUCUUUUAUAGGGUUCGCCCUUGCUUGAACGUUUUUUAUAGAUGGGUUUCAAAUAUUAAUCUUCUUUGAAAAUAUAUUCUCUUUUUUUUAUAUGAGAUAUAAUAUUCAGUCCAUUUCCAGUGUCCGAACUUAACGGAUGAGGAUGUUACUCAAAACAAACCCUAGAUGGUAGGUUAAUUUGGAAGGGUGAUGCAGGAUGAAUUUGUUAUUUCAUCAUGACAGUUUAUUUCCUAAUUGAAAGAAACUUUCUUGUAAAAUAUGUUGACUUUAUUUUCAACUUCCUAUCGCAAAAGACAUGGGUCCUAGCCAAAAGCUAUGUCAGAUACAUUUUUGUUCCUUUUAAAAGGGCAGAAUUUGCAUAACAUUAUUUCCAAAUAUGCGAUGAACUCGGAACCUGGGGGAUCUUUGUGUAGAAAUAUCCGUUGUUCAGGAGUAGUAUAGUACCAAAGUGAUAAUAACUCUUAUUGGACCCCAUCUUUAUUCCAUUUAACACUGUAAUGACAAGUUAAAAUGUGUAUAUUAUUGACAAAAGAGUAUGUGAUGACAAUUGACUAUUAGUUGUGUCAAUGGUAUUUGUUAUUAUGGGUUAAUUACAUCUAACCACUGUUCUAUGUUAUUGCAGUUUUGUUACAUCAUAUGAUUUUAAAGAAUAGUUUAGCUAUUUGUAAAGUGUAUACGUAGACGUUUCCAGGCAAACUUUAUCAUGUGUACUUCAUUCCAAUGUCUUAAUGAGUGGUUAUUUACAUUUUGUUUGCACUUUAUGUAAUGUAAGUGUUAUUCGGUUGGAAGGAGUGCUUUUAAGUGAUGAUUUCGUGGACUAGACAUACAUUGUCUUUUAUAGGGUUCGCCCUUGCUUGAACGUUUUUUAUAGAUGGGUUUCAAAUAUAAAUCUUCUUUGAAAAUAUAUUCUCUUUUUUUAUAUGAGAUAUAAUAUUCAGUCCAUUUCCAGUGUCCGGACUUAACGGAUGAGGAUGUUACUCAAUACAAACCCUGGAUGGUUGGUUAAUUUGGAAGGGUGAUGCAGGAUGAAUUUGUUUUUUCAUCAUGACAGUGUGUUUCAUAAUUGAAAGAAACUUUCUUGCAAAAUAUGUUGACUUUAUUUCCAACUUCCUGUCGCAAUAGACCUGGGUACUAGCCAAAAGCUAUGUCAGAUACAUUUUUGUUCCAUUUAAAAGGGCAGAAUUUGCAUUACAUUUUUUCCAAAUAUGCGAUGAACUCGGAACCCAGGGGAUCAUGUGUAGAAAUAUCCGUUGUUCAGGAGUAGUAUAGUACCAAAGUGAUAAUAACUCUUAUAGGACCCCAUCUUUAUUCCAUUUAACACUGUAAUGACAAGUUAAAAUCUAAAUAUCAUUGACAAUAGAGUAUGUGAUGACAAUUGACUAUUAGUUGUGUCAAUGGUAUUUAUUAUUAUGGGUUAAUUACAUCUAACCACUGUUCUAUGUUAUUGCAGUUUUGUAACAUCAUAUGAUUUUACAAAAUAGUUUAGCUAUUUGUAAAGUGUAUACGUAGACGUUUCCAGGCAAACUUUAUCAUGUGUACUUCAUUCCAAUGUCUUAAUGAGUGGUUAUUUACAUUUUGUUUCCACUUUAUGUAAUGUAAGUGUUAUUCGGUUGGAAGGAGUGCUUUUAAGUGAUGAUUUCGUGGACUAGACAUACAUUGUCUUUUAUAGGGUUCGCCCUUGCUUGAACGUUUUUUAUAGAUGGGUUUCAAAUAUAAAUCUUCUUUGAAAAUAUAUUCUCUUUUUUUAUAUGAGAUAUAAUAUUCAGUCCAUUUCCAGUGUCCGAACGUAACGGAUGAGGAUGUUACUCAAUACAAACCCUAGAUGGUAGGUUAAUUUGGAAGGGUGAUGCAGGAUGAAUUUGUUAUUUCAUCAUGACAGUGUGUUUCCUAAUUGAAAGAAACUUUCUUGUAAAAUGUGUUGACUUUAUUUUCAAUUUCCUGUCGCAAAAGACCUGGGUACUAGCCAAAAGCUAUGUCAGAUACAUUUUUGUUCCUUUUAAAAGGGCAGAAUUUGCAUUACAUUAUUUCCAAAUAUGCGAAAUCGGAACCCGGGGGAUCAUGUGUAGAAAUAUCCGUUGUUCAGGAGUAGUAUAGUACCAAAGUGAUAAUAACUCUUAUAGGACCCCAUCUUUAUUCCAUUUAACACUGUAAUGACAAGUUAAAAUCUAAAUAUCAUUGACAAUAGAGUAUGUGAUGACAAUUGACUAUUAGUUGUGUCAAUGGUAUUUAUUAUUAUGGGUUAAUUACAUCUAACCACUGUUCUAUGUUUUUUACAUUUUUGUUACAUUAUAUGAUUUUUAAAAAUAGUUUAGCUAUUUGUAAAGUGUAUACGUAGACGUUUCCAGGCAAACUUUAUCAUGUGUACUUCAUUACAAUGUCUUAAUGAGUGGUUAUUGACAUUUUGUUUCCACUUUAUGUAAUGUAAGUGCUAUUCGGUUGGAAGGAGCGGUCUUAAGUGAUGAUUUCGUGGACUAGAUAUAAAUUGUCUUUCACAGGGUUCGCCCUUGCUUGAACGUUUUUUAUAGAUGGGUUCCAAAUAUAAAUCUUCUUUGAAAAUA